This is a messenger RNA of Arabidopsis thaliana (thale cress), 1201 nucleotides long. RefSeq names its product RING/U-box superfamily protein. Lineage: Eukaryota; Viridiplantae; Streptophyta; Magnoliopsida; Brassicales; Brassicaceae. The coding region runs from base 302 to 850 and encodes 182 amino acids. The record is from RefSeq and is marked reviewed. The transcript is spliced from 6 exons. Gene Ontology annotation, molecular function: ubiquitin protein ligase activity.
CUUUUGACGAAACGACGACUGUACCAUGUGGCAUGUAAAUGAGUAUGGAAAGUACAAGUGUAAUGGACUAAUCGUGGGAUUGAUACUUGAUAGUGGAUUCAACCACUCAAAAAGUGUAACGGAGUAAAAAAAUCUCUCAUAUCCAAAGUAGUGUAAUCCAUUGUAACCAGGUUUCAUCAGAAAGCCUUUGGAUUGUAAUAAUCCUUUCGUGUCCUUUCGUUUCUCUCACUCCACUCUGCAAUCUACUUCAUCGUCGACAUCUUCUUGCGCAUUUCAAAGGUUAGCUUAACUCUGUUGAAAGAUGGCUUCUCGGGUGGUGAGGACUAGUAUGAGACUUCGAAGGAGGGAUGGUGUGACUCAAAACGAACACCAGGGAGAUCAACAAGUGGCUGACCAAGCUCCAACGGUGCCUCAGAUUGUGGCUACUCCUCCUAGGAUCAAUGUGGUUGCUAUUGAAGAUGAUGAUGAUGUUGUUGAAUCAACUGCUUCUGCUUUUGCUCAGGCUAAAAACAAAUCGAGAAGUGCACGCAGAGGAUCACAAGUAGUUGAUGUGGAGUCAGCUGGUGCUAAUAGAUCCACAAGGCGUCGCUCUGAUCAAACUAGUGUUGACUCAGUUGAGCUUAACAAGCCGAGAAAGUCCAAGGCUGUGGCUCCUCCUGUAGAGGAACCAAAAUUUAGCUGUCCAAUCUGUCUGUGUCCAUUUACUCAGGAGGUUUCAACGAAAUGUGGUCAUAUUUUCUGCAAAAAGUGCAUAAAGAAUGCGUUAUCCCUCCAAGCUAAAUGCCCGACAUGUAGGAAAAAAAUCACUGUUAAGGACCUUAUCCGGGUCUUCCUUCCAACCACCAGAUGAAUGAUACAGAAACAUCACUAGUAGCCAUGGAUAGUGGUCUAGCGAUUCUACCUCCAACGAUGAAGAAAUGUUGUUCAUUAGUUGUAGUUUGUUAUGUCAAUAUUGUUCUGUUUUGUAAGAGAAAUAUCUAGGAAUUAUGGAAGACCUGAUUUUCUAAUGGAUAUCGUUCAUUGGUGAUCUUCAUUAUUUGAGUAGUUCCUUAUUGCUUAGUGAUUGUUGAGAUAUUUUAGGAGAUAUUGUUGAAUCUUAAGAAAAAGCAUUCUACAUCAUAACUCAUAAGCCUCUGUAUGCAUGUUCUCUCUCAAGUUCACUAGAAGGCAGUAAUGGCAUCUGCACAUUUUUCUGUUGGUC